Molecule: messenger RNA, 6538 nt
Organism: Python bivittatus (Burmese python)
Lineage: Eukaryota; Metazoa; Chordata; Lepidosauria; Squamata; Pythonidae
Source: RefSeq, a predicted model, not a curated record
UAACCGCAGGGCGAUUUGACCUUAGGGAGCUUCGGAGGGGAGGGAACAGGAAGUGGAGAUUGCAAGUAGGGAUAUGUUGCCAUAUCAGAGUGAAAAGCGGAGGGAGAGGGGAGCCCAGGUCAGACUUCGAAGGCUAGACUAAGGAGUUUGUGCUGAAUCUGGCAGCAGAGAGGAAAGACAGAUAAUUAACCUGUUGAUUGGAAUUCUGAAAUGUUGGCUUAAACGACUGCGUGAAGCAUCUGUAUCAUCCCAGGCUACAAUUGCUUUGGAGAAAAGGCAUUUAGGAAACAUCAAAUACAACAGGUUUUUAUUGGCCCUUAUCCAGGAACCCUCAGAUAAAGUUUUUGGUCAAAAAUGCUUACCUCUCUGCUUAAGUGUAUUAAAAAGGAACUGAAUUAGACUAUUUUUGUCCACCUGAUUUUUGAUGCAGAAAGACUGCUGUGUUACACUUUUCAGGAUGCAGUUAACAUGAUUACAGAUCAGUUUUCUACAUGGUUACUUGAUCCUUAAAGAGCAGAACUUGCUGCAGCACCUUCGCUGUAACCUCAGCCCAAAAGAAAUCCAGUUAGGAGUUCUGGGAGAGGUAUCAUGGAGCGGAGGUAUCAAGGAUAGUCACGCAGAGCUGGAAGGCUGAAAGUGACCACAGAAGUCCUAGGCAGAGGUUGCAGAUAUUGAGAUGAGUGAGGGCAAGAUGGGGAAGAAGUACCUUCCUAAGAGGCUCCAGUAGCCAGGCAGGUUUGCACUGAUCUUUCACUCUUUUUAAGCAUCUUUGAUAGCUUUGUUAAGAAUAUGGCAGACAUCUGCCCUGUGUCAUUUUCUGGGACACUGAUCCAGAAUUGUCUGGUCUCUGCCUUCCUGGAUGCUUUUUUUGCAUGGUGUUCCUAGUAAUGCUUUAUGUUUUUCUUAGAUCUGAACCAGAGCACACUUGGAUCCCAUUAUGAGAAUGCUCACUGGGAAAGAAUCUUUUCCAGUAGUGACUCCAGCACAAACUGGGAUAAAACUGUUGUAGACAGCUCAGAGAAGGAGGCAUGGCCCUCGAUCACCGGCAGUGACUUGGAGCUGGCUUCAGAAUGUAUGGACGUUGAUUCUGCCUCGAGUUCCGGGUCAGAGAGGAACAUUAUUAUGGCCUCACGGGGCCAGAGCAGUGAAGUAAGCAACCUACAAAACGGCAUUGGACAUGGUAAUCAGACCAAGCUUGUCAGCAGUAGCAACAGCAAUAAUGUGAGCAGCGGAAGCAUUAGCGGGUCAUGGGGUGUGUCUCUUGGUGCCCUAAUGAGCACCUGUCCAAUUUCAGCAGAUGCUUCCAAUGGUAUAUCUGAAAGUAGCAACAAUAGAAUGAAUGCUUGGGGCACCCCCAGUUCAUCCAAUGAAGAAUUAAAUUCCAGCACUUUGACGUCAAAUGGCCACUGUGGUGCCUGGCCUGUCUUGGAGAACAGCGGGCAUGCCCUGAAAGGGCCCCGAGGAAAUGGUAGCUGCAGCACAGGUGCCGUUCAGAUGGUGAACAAUCAGAGCGUGAACUCUAGCCUUGGCAGCUCCUGGGGCAGCCUCCAGGAAAACUGUGAUUCCCAAUUAAAUGGUACAAGGAAACUUUCACGGAGUGGGCAGCCUCAGAACCCGAACCACGAAGUGAAUGGACCAAAUAGUAACACUACUAACUUUAUGACCUCUAGUUUACCAAACCCUGCUGGUUCAAUGCAGACAACUGAACUGGCUAGUAAUACAGGGCCUGGGACCUGGGGCAGGAGCACCAAAAGUAAUCGGCCUCAGCCACCAGCCUCCCCAGUAACAAAUGGCACUUCCAUCUCACACCUGAGCAAUGGUGACACAAAAAAUGGGGGGACUCCUGGUACUAGGUGGGGUACUUAUGGCCCUGGUUACUCCAUAGACACCUGUCCUGACUCAAAUAGCCAAGCUAAUAAUGACACUGUGAAUGCAACUCCAAUGCAGCCUGGGCUCAGUAGGACAGCUAGCUCAAACGUGGAAAUAAGUGAGGAUCAGCGAACAGGGAUAUGGGAGGUGGCAGGCAUGGGCAAUAGCCAGAAUGGUGCUUGGGGGCCUAGAAGUGGAAUGGGUCCUGGAGGAGCCCGGAGAGGUUCUGCCCAAAAUGCCAACGUAACAGAUGGUGAAUGGAACAAACUGCCAAGUAAUCAUUCCUCUGAAGCCAUCAGUGGGAAUGGGAAGAUGUUUACCAAUGAGUGGAAAUCUGCCGAGGAGGAAAAGGCAGGUGUUGACCCCCAAUGCUGCACAGCACCCCAGGCCAUAGAACAGAAUGGUGGAUGGACUAAGGCCAGUGCUGGAAAUAGUGACGGCAAUCCUGAAGGCCCUGAGGAGCGGUCCACCACAGAAGGGGCAAGCCACGAAAGAAGGAAAGUUGACCAGCAAACCCUGCUUCAAAGUAUAGUGAACAGAACUGAUCUGGAUCCACGUGUCCUUUCCAAUUCUGGUUGGGGGCAAACCCCAAUAAAACAAAAUACAGCUUGGGAUACAGAGGUGACCCCAAAGGGAGAAAAGAAAGCUGACAAUGGAACAGAAGCCUGGGGAGGUUGUGUGGCCCAAGCCUGCAGUUCGGGGGGAGCUAUGGAGAGGCCCCAUCUACAUGGGCACAGUCCUUCCCCUGGGAUGGGGUGGAGUGAGCCUAAAUCUGUAACAAGAUGGGGAGACUCCAGAGUCUCCAGCAGCCAAGGAGGCUGGGAAGAGGGCACAACUCCUGCACUGGCCAAGAACAGUCAAUCGUGGGCAACAGGCCAAGAGGUCCGGUCUUCAUCACUGACCUGGAGUGACACAGAAAAGCUCAAACAGGGAUGGGGAGAAGGGCCAAAAGCAAGCCCUGGAUGGGCUGUUCCAGCUGUCGACAGCUGGGGGGAGAACAUGAGGAACAAUCAUUGGGGCGAGUUGAAGAAGUCUAGUUCUGGCAGUAGUGACAGUGACCGGUCAACCACCUGCUGGAAAGAGCCUGGUAGAUCAAACUCUGGACGGUGGGGUGGGGGGAAUAGCAGCAGCACAAAGUCAGGCAACGCUUCAGGAUGGGAGGAGACUGCCAAGCCAAAUCAAAGCCCAGUGUGGGGGGAAUCCCCCAAGCCAAAUCGCUCACAGAGUUGGGGGGAGGCUUCCAAGCCCUCUGGAUCCCCAGACUGGAGCAAGCAGCAAGAUGCCGGGUGCUGGGGGGGCCCAUCAGCUGCUGCUGUUGCUACUGCUCCUGCAAGCAAGCCAUCAGGUAUAGGGUGGCUGGGGAAACCCAUGCCAGCCCCAGUUAAAGAAGAAGAGCCCACUGGGUGGGAAGAGCCAUCCCCAGAGUCCAUUCGUCGUAAAAUUGAGAUUGACGACGGAACUUCUGCAUGGGGUGAUCCAAGCAAAUACAAUUACAAAAAUGUGAACAUGUGGAACAAGAACACCCCAAAUUCUGUUGGCCGAUCAGACGUGCAAGUGCAAGUGCAUCAGCAGGGGCUGCCUUCAAGUUCUGCAGCCGGCAUGGAGAACGGGGCUGGGAGUAGCUCCGGUUGGGGGGAGCCUCCUCCUGCACCUGCUACAGUAGAUAAUGGCACAUCAGCAUGGGGUAAACCUGUUGACACUGGUCCAAGUUGGGGAGAGUCUGUCAGUGAUACCACCGGUGCCAGUAGCUGGGGAAAUGCCUCUGGCGGGCAGCAGGCUUCUAAUAAAACAGGACCUAAGUCUAUGCAAGUUCCCGACGGUUGGUGUGGGGGUGAUAUGCCUUUGACAGGAAAUCAUCCAGCCAGCUGGGAGGAAGAGGAGGAUGUGGAGAUAGGAAUGUGGAACAGCAACUCGGUGCAAGAUGCCAGUGCACCUUUGCAUUGGCCACCAUGCUCAAAAAAGUUGCCUUCUAAGGGAACAAUGAAAAAUGGAAAUAAGCAAGAUGAAAUGUGGAUAAAUCCAUUUGUGAAGCAAUUUGCAAAUCUUGGGUUCCCUAGAGACUUGCCAGAAGAAAUGAUGCAGAGCAAUAAGAUAGAUCUAUCUGGAGGAAUCUUGCCUGACAAGCGGAUGGAGGUGGAGAAGCAUAACCUGAAUGUUGGCGAAGGCAGCCGGGUGAUUGGGAAAAGUCCUGGCUCCCGUCCCCAGAUUUCCAAAGAGUCUUCCAUGGACAGAAGUCCUUAUUUUGAUAAGGAUGGCCUGGUAGCAGAUGAUUCCCCAAACAUGCAGUUCAUGCCCAGUCAGAAUGGGAAGUUCCCCCCUUCCAACAGUGCACUACCUAACCACGUCCUUGGCUCCCUAACAGGGCUGAGCAUGCAAAGCUUGAAUUCUGUUAGACAGAACGGCAAUCCCAGUACGUUUGGAAAUCUCACAGCACAACCCCGGAGUAUUCAGCCGUCUCCAGCACAGCCUCUUCAUUCCUCUCAGUCUAACCCCCGCGCUCAAGUGCCUCCUCCAUUACUCUCCCCUCAGGUUCCAGUAUCGUUGCUGAAGUAUGCACCAAACACCGGGGGCCUCAGCUCACUGUUUGGCCCACAGCAAGUAGCCAUGUUGAACCAACUCUCCCAGUUGAACCAACUCUCCCAGUUACAGCGAUUGCUGGCCCAGCAGAGGAAAGUGCAGAGUCAGAGAAGCACGCCUGCCAGUGGCCGCCAGGAGCAGCAGCAGCAACAGAAUCGCUCUCUCAGUAUGCAGCAACAAAUGAUGCCACCAUCUUGUCAGCUUGAUCCAAAUCUGCUCAUGAAGCAGCAGGUGCCUCCAUCACAACAGCAGUUCCAUCAGACCGCCAUAAAAUCUUUCCUGGAGAAUGUUGUGCCCCAUGCUAACCAAGAGUUGCAGAAAGGGCCAUCUCAGAUCAAUGCAUUCAGCAACUUUCCUAUAGGAUUGAACGCAAACUUGAAUGUAAAUAUGGAUAUGGGCAGUAUUAAGGAGCCGCAGUCCCGGCUGAGAAAGUGGACAACUGUGGACAGUAUUUCUGCCAACACAUCUCUGGAUCAGAAUGCCAGCAAAAAUGGUGCUAUUUCCAGUGGCUUUAGGAUGGAGGAGACGUCCUUUGUUCCUUACGACUUCAUGAGCAGUAGUAACUCACCAGCCAGUCCACCUGGAUCUGUGGGGGAUGGCUGGCCACGUGCCAAAUCACCGAACGGUUCAAGCAGUGUCAACUGGCCACCAGAAUUUCGCCCUGGUGAGCCGUGGAAAGGUUAUCCAAACAUUGACCCAGAAACUGACCCUUAUGUUACUCCUGGCAGCGUCACAAACAGCCUGUCAAUUAACACUGUGCGGGAGGCUGACCACCUCAGGGACAGGAACAGCGGGUCAUCCUCAGCUCUGAACACCACGCUGCCUUCAACUAGUGCCUGGUCAUCCAUUCGUGCCUCCAACUACAAUGUUUCCCUCAACAGUACAGCACAAAGCACUUCUUCAGCCAGAAACAGUGACUCCAAAUCAACUUGGUCUCCUGCUUCCGUUAGCAACACCUCUCUGGCCCAUGAGCUAUGGAAGGUUCCUUUGCCACCCAAGAGCAUCACUGCUCCGUCACGCCCGCCACCUGGAUUGACUGGGCAGAAGCUGUCUCUGCCCACAUGGGAUAACUCUAUGCGACUUGGGGGCGGCUGGAGCAAUUCGGAUGCUAGAUAUACCCCUGGUUCCAGUUGGAAUGAGAAUAGCAGCUCAGGGAGAAUCACUAACUGUCUUGUCCUGAAGAACCUCACACCUCAGAUUGAUGGCUCCACCCUGCGGACACUCUGCAUGCAGCAUGGGCCCCUGAUCACAUUCCACCUGAACCUCCCCCAUGGCAACGCUUUAGUCCGGUACAGCUCAAAAGAAGAGGUGAUGAAGGCACAAAAAUCCCUCCACAUGUGUGUCCUCGGGAACACUACAAUUCUGGCUGAGUUUGCCAGCGAAGAGGAGAUUAGCCGCUUCUUUGCACAAGGCCCGUCUCUAACCCCUUCCCCUGCCUGGCAAUCUCUGGGCACCAGCCAGAACCGCCUGGGGACUGUGGACAGCCCCCACGCAUUCUCCAACCGCAGUGACCUGAAUCCUCACUGGAGCGGUCCUGGGCUUUCAGGAACAAGCAGUGGAGACCUCCACGGCACGUCCCUUUGGGGCAGUCCAAACUACACCACCAGCCUCUGGGGUUCCCUGGGCAGCAGCGACGCCAGGGGCCUUGGCAGCCCAUCCCCGCUUAAUGCGUUUCUCUCCGUUGACCAUCUCGGGGCCGGGGGGGAGUCCAUGUAACCUUCUGUCCUUCUUUCAGUGGGAAAAACUGUGACCUCAAAGCAGCACUAAAUUUGGAUUCCCCCCCCCCCCAUCUGCAGCCUCUAGGGGAAAUUUCAACUGUGGAAAUGGUUACGUCGUGCACAUUUUUCCUCUUUGUUUUAGCCCAAAACAUACCAGUUUGAAUACUUGAAUCAUGCAGGCCAAUAUUAUAAUGUGAAAAGUGAAUAGAUUUACAUUUCCAGGUAGUACUAUACAUAGUUCAGCAGUUUCCUACAUAAGAUCAGUUUACUUUGUUGUUUUCCUUGAUUUUUUUUUCCUUUGGCAAAUUGCUGAAAAUGUUGGAGUUUGAGCUUUUUAAGCUUUGCACAGACUUGGUCCUUCCCCCUACUCUACA